AAAAGAGAGUUUAGGAAAACAAAGAAACUUGUGAUGUGGAGCUAGCUGUUAAAAUUUCUGCUAGUGAAAACUUGCAGAGUCAGUGAGGCAGCAAGCAGAAAUCCUGGCAAGGACGAUGUCGGUAGUGCCUGGUAAUUUAUCUCUCAAUGGGACAGGCUUCUUCACUGAAAAUCACAGCAUUAUGGAUAAGCCUAGUGAGCAGAGAACUUUGAAUGUCCUUCUGUUCUGCUUGACUUUCAUCAUCACGUUCGCAGCACUGCUGGGCAGCAUUUGCUGCCUGGUUUUCCUGCUGAAAAUGCAGAAAAAAAGCACGGUGGCAAUGAUCGUGGCCUCGCUGUCAAUAGAUGAUUUGAUCAGCAUCGUGCCAGUGAUUAUCUUCAUGCUCGCCCAGUGGUCAAAUGAUGUGCUCCCCCAGCCUCUGUGCACUGCCUCGGCGCUUAUCUAUUUAUUCCAGGGUAUUUCUAGCAAUCUGAAGGUGUCUCUUAUAGUUUCUUACAACUUCUACGCCGUCAACAGAAGUGUGACGAUGAGCCGCAGCACUUCCAGGCGGCCAGUGAGCAUGACAUGGGCCAUUCUCACCGCCUGGCUCGUCAGCCUGCUCAUCUGCAUCCUGCCUCUCUGUGGCUGGGGCAGCUACCUCCCCACCUCCUGGGGCUGCUUCCUUGACUGUGCCAGCUCCUACGUCCUGUUUUUAUUUGCUGUCUACUCACUGUGCUUUUGCCUCCUCACGGUGCUUUCGGUCCCUCUAACUUACCAGCUGUUGUGCUCAGACGAGCAGCAGCAAUUGUACAUUGAUUACCAGGAAAUCUCCGGAGGCUACGUCAGCCCCGCGACAGGCUGCAGUGCCGCUACCCCGUCGCUGUCGCCGGAGGACCCUGUGGAUAAAACCCUGAAGCACUUGGAGCAGGAGGAGGCGCCCGGGCGGCCAGGCGUGGCGGGGCGCUGCGGGGGCAGCGCGCUGAGCAGGAGCGGCGCCGUGGCCUUCGCCCAGAAGCGCUUCUCGCUCAUCCUCGCCUUGACAAAGGCCGUUCUCUGGCUUCCCAUGAUGAUACAGAUGGUUGUCCAGCACAUCGUCGGUUUUCGAAACCUCUCGUUCGAGACCCUUAGCUUUCUGCUGACUCUGCUGGCUGCCACGGUGACGCCGGUGUUUGUCCUGUCGGAGCACUGGAUCCACCUGCCCUGCGGCUGCAUCAUCAACUGCAGGAGGAACGUGUACGCUGUGUCUUCGGAGGAGCUCAAGACCAAACGGCGAGGCUUUGAGUUCAGCCUGUCUUUCCAGCAAGGUUACGGAAUCUACAGGAUAUCCCAUGAAAGCCGCCCCCAAGCAGCUGGCGCCAAAUCGCUGUCGUGUCACAACCUGGUGAGCGCCGACUGCGGCGCCUGCGGGGAGCCCCGGGCCCCGGCCCCGGCGGGCCCCGGCGCGGAGCAGCACCGCGAGCGGCUGCUCCCUGACCGCUCAGGCGGUGCCUUAGCUAUUCCUCUGUGUGCGUUCCAAGGAACUGUGUCUCUGCAGGCACCCACGGGAAAAACCCUCUCUUUAUCUACCUACGAGGUAAGCACUGACGGGCAAAAAAUAACACCCACGUCCAAGAAGAUUGAAGUAUAUCGCUCUAAGAGUGUUGGUCAUGAGCCAAACCUGGAGAAGUCGCCAAAUACGUUUGCUGACACAAGUGUUAAAAUUCAUUUAGAGGUUCUUGAGAUUUGUGACAAUGAAGAGGCCCUGGAUACCGUGUCCAUCAUCAGUAAUAUCAGCCAGUCCUCCACACAGGUUAGGUCUCCAUCCUUACGGUAUUCACGGAAAGAGAACAGGUUUGUUUCGUGUGAUUUAGGGGAAACUGCCUCCUACUCACUCUUCAUACCAUCCAACAACCCUGACAGCGAUAUUAACAUAUCAAUUCCAGACACCGUCGAAGCUCAUCGGCAGAACAGUAAAAAGCAACAUAUGGAAAGAGAUGGUUAUCAGGAAGAAAUACAAAUGUUGAAUAAAGCAUACAGAAAACAUGAAGAAGAAGGCAACAACAAUUAAAAGACAUUUAAUCUAGACAUUUAAACGGAUUUAACGGACACUGCUCCUCUUGACUCAAGUU
This is a messenger RNA of Tinamus guttatus (white-throated tinamou), 2087 nucleotides long. The record is from RefSeq and is a predicted model, not a curated record. Lineage: Eukaryota; Metazoa; Chordata; Aves; Tinamiformes; Tinamidae.